AUCUUGAAAGUAGAAAAGGAAGACUUACUGCGUUGAAACUCCUCCAAUUGACAUCAUUUUCAAUAAUUUUUAACAAAUAAUAAUUUAAUAAAAUCAUUAAUUUUCUUUGAGUUUACAAUUUUUUAAUAGAAAGCAGAAAAUAUAUCUUCUGAAUUUUUUUUUCUUUCUAAAACAUCUAUAUUAACAAAAUGGAGGGAGUAAUAGCAUAAUUAAUCAAUUUUAAAAAUUCAACCACAUGAUGGGCUUCAUGAUUAAAACACAAGCCCAUACUAAUGGGCCUAAAUGCUAGAUGUUCCGGCCAUUAUUGUGGCUUAAACCCUACCUCGGGGUGGGUUUAUCUCUCUCUCUCCAAGGCGCGCGAAUCGCUAACGCUUGAUCUUGCAUGACACGUUUUCCUCCUGUCGGAUUCUGCUCUGCUAUAUACCUCUGAAAAAAUGUUUAACGAUUCUAGUGCUGAACCGGCUGCUGGUUCUUCGGGUUCUAAUGAAAACGUUACAAAGAUCGAGCCGAUACGGAUGCCAACCAUCGAGGAGAUGCGAGCCCAAGAGGUUUGGAACAACUGCGCCGUCAAAAGUGUAGCUAGUGGAGUCAUGGGAGGAGGGCUUGGGUUGAUGAUGGGUUUGUUUAUGGGAGCAUUGGAUAAUCCUAUUAUGCAUGAUACGAUGACUGGUAGGCAGCAGUUUGUGUACACGGCUAAACAAAUGGGGCAAAGGAGUUGGAGUUCUUGCAAGACAUUCGCGGUUAUGGGUUUGGUUUACUCAGCUGCUGAAUGCAUUGUGGAGAAGGCAAGAGCAAAGCAUGACAUAAUAAACACCGCUGUUGCUGGAUGUGUGACCGGCGGUACAAUGUCUGCCCGAGGUGGGCCAAAAGCUGCGUGUAUGGGCUGCGUUGGGUUUGCAACUUUCUCAGUACUCAUAGAGAAGUUCUUCGAUAGGCAUACGUAAACCCAACAAUAUAUCUAACAAGUAACAAGCACCAUUGCUGUUUCUCUUUCCUUUCUGUGAUCGUGAUACAGACAGGGAGAGGGGAAUCUAGGAUUAUAUUUUUGAAACAUAGAAAGAAGUGAGACUUCAUUUGAUUUAAUAUUUGUUC
This is a messenger RNA of Brassica rapa (field mustard), 1092 nucleotides long. Its product is annotated as mitochondrial import inner membrane translocase subunit TIM22-4. The record is from RefSeq and is a predicted model, not a curated record. Gene Ontology annotation, cellular component: TIM22 mitochondrial import inner membrane insertion complex. Gene Ontology annotation, molecular function: transmembrane protein transporter activity. NCBI's taxonomy places the organism in Eukaryota, Viridiplantae, Streptophyta, Magnoliopsida, Brassicales, Brassicaceae. Gene Ontology annotation, biological process: protein insertion into mitochondrial inner membrane.